This is a messenger RNA of Micromonas pusilla CCMP1545, 1504 nucleotides long. RefSeq lists its product as uncharacterized. Gene Ontology annotation, molecular function: protein binding. The coding region runs from base 1 to 1377 and encodes 458 amino acids. The record is from RefSeq and is a predicted model, not a curated record. The transcript has a single exon. NCBI's taxonomy places the organism in Eukaryota, Viridiplantae, Chlorophyta, Mamiellophyceae, Mamiellales, Mamiellaceae.
AUGGGGUCGCUGUCGCGUCGCGUCGCGACGCUCGACGCGGCGACGCGCGAUCGCCUCCUCGCGCACUCGGGAUCGCUCGAACCCGAGUGCACGUCGCGAUCGCCGCCUUCGUCGCGGACGUGGGGGUUCGCGAACGUCCCGACCGUGGACCAUCUCGCGACCGGCGGGGCAGCGCGGAGGUCGUACGAGGAUUGCCUCGAGAGAGACAACGACUUCGGGAGCCCGCACUGCGUGCACGCGAUGAUGCGAGCGUACGGCAUCGCGGACGGGUGGUCCGUCGUCGACGGCGGGCACCGAGGGAAGGAGGAGACCGCGCGCGUGAGCGAGUUCAUGGACCUCGUGAAGGUCCAAGUCAAAAGCGCGUGGGCGACCGAGAGCGUGCGACGAGGCGUCGCGCACUACAAGUCCGGGGACGCCACGACCGCGCUGAAGAUGUACGAGCAAGCGCUCGAGCUCGACAAGCGACACGCAGAGGCGUACGUCGCGAGAGGCGCGGCGCUGAACGCCCUCAACCGCGUCAGGGACGCCGCGGAAGACUUCGAGACCGCGCUGAAGAUCGACCCCGAUCAUCGCAACGCGAGGAAGUACUUGGACGCGGUGAGAAGCAAGAACCCGGACGCGUUCAAGCGGCCGCCGUCGAUCAUGUCGGGAGGGAGGAACAAGCUCCCUCCACCGCUUCCUAUUCGCGCGAGCGCGCCGGCGGCGGAGACGAUCGCGAGGGCGACGACGCUUCAGAAGCCUAUUGAACCGAGCGAGACGCCGGCGGCGGCGGAGGUGAAGAAGACGGAGGAGGUAAAGACGAAGGAGGAGGUAAAGACGAAGGAGGAGGUAAAGACGGAGGAUGUUAUCAAGACGAAGGAGGUUGUGAAGACGGAGGAUGUUAUCAAGACGGAGGAGGCUGUUAAGACGGAGACGAAACCGGCGAGUCCGCCGCGGGCGAAGCACGUCACGGACUUGUCAGUACUGAAGCGGAAUUGGGAGCAGGUGGACGAUCGCAACCGCAGAGAGGCCGCAGAACGCGCGCGCAAAGACAAAGAAGCUCACCUGGAACAUGUGGUCGCGGUCGCAGAAGCAGAACGCGCGCGCAAAGACAGAGAAGCUCAGCUGGAAAGAGAGGUCGCCGCGGCGGUUGAGAAAAAGCGGCUCGAGAAGAGUCUCGAGAGGGAGAGGAGGAAAAAUUCGGAGAAGCAGGUCGUCGUCACGAUACGCAAUAAACGCGGACGAGAGGAUAGCAGAGAGCGCGAGGGCAGCAGAGAUCGAGAGAGGGAGCCGAAGCGACGCAAAGACGACUACGCGUACUCGAGGGAUCGCAAAGACAAGAAGAGCAAGAAGAAGCAAAAGAAGGACAAGAAGGGCCAUCGUCGCGACUACUACUAGUCACGACGUCGCCGAAACCGUCCGGUUCGACCCGCGUCCGAGCGUAGUAUCAGUAGCAAUAGCGAAGCAGAACGGAGCGCGAACGUGCACGUCUGACGUUGUUUACACUAGACUAAUCGGAAACAAC